GCAAAGCUCAAUGCAAAUGCGCGUAUAAGGACCUAUAUCGCUCUCUUGCAAUUGGAUUUUAUAAAAAUGGGACUAUUUAAUGCCCUUAGAGAUUUCAGUUUACUGACAUGGCUAAGAGAAGAAAGACAAUCUCGGAGGUUGAUUCUCUUGAUCGUUUUUAUCGCUUUGCUGCUUGACAACAUGUUGUUGACGGUGGUCGUGCCUAUAAUUCCCAGCUACCUGUACACAGUGGAUGAGGAAGCCUCGCAGGCAGCCCCGAAUCACACCAUCUCCUCUAUUUCCCAAUCUGGCACCUUUCAGAGCAUCGUAUCUUUGUAUGAUAACUCUACACGUCUGACCGGCUUCAGUCCGCAGAUGAGCACGGUCGGCCUGUUGACCCCAGCUCCUGCCUCUGCACAUUCUCCUCAAAAUCAUUCUGACUGCCCGAAAGCAAACGACCAGCUCCUAAAUGAGAAUGUUAAAGUGGGUCUGUUGUUUGCCUCUAAAGCAACGGUACAACUCAUCACCAACCCCUUCAUAGGACCCCUCACCAACAGGAUAGGUUACCAGAUCCCAAUGUUUGUCGGUUUCUGCAUCAUGUUUGUUUCAACGCUCAUGUUUGCAUUUUCAUCAAGCUAUACGCUGAUGUUUUUGGCCAGAUCCCUGCAGGGUGUCGGUUCCUCCUGUUCUUCUGUAGCAGGUAUGGGGAUGCUGGCUAGUGUUUACACAGAUGAUGAGGAAAGAGGAAAGGCUAUAGGAAUUGCCCUGGGAGGUCUAGCCAUGGGAGUUUUGGUUGGCCCUCCAUUCGGCAGUGUAAUGUAUGAAUUUGUCGGAAAGACGGCCCCUUUUCUUAUACUGGCUGUACUUGCAGUGCUAGAUGGAGCUCUGCAACUAUUUGUGCUUCAGCCGUCGAAGGUUGAACCAGAGAGCCAGAAAGGAACUUCGCUGAUUGGCCUCAUGAAAGAUCCUUACAUUCUCAUUGCAGCAGGUUCCAUUUGUUUUGCUAACAUGGCCAUUGCUAUGCUGGAACCAGCUCUGCCCAUCUGGAUGAUGGAAACUAUGUGUCCAAGGAAAUGGCAGCUAGGAGUUGCAUUUGUGCCAGCCAGCAUCUCAUAUCUUAUAGGGACCAACAUCUUUGCCGUUAUGGCUAACAAAAUGGGGAGAUGGCUGUGCUCACUCAUUGGAAUGGUGCUGGUUGGUAUCAGCAUUCUCUGUGUGCCUUUCGCAAAAGACAUAUACGGACUGAUUGUGCCAAACUUUGGAGUCGGAUUUGCAAUUGGUAUGGUGGACUCCUCCAUGAUGCCCAUCAUGGGUUAUCUAGUGGAUUUAAGGCACGUGUCUGUGUAUGGUAGUGUGUAUGCCAUUGCUGAUGUUGCAUUCUGCAUGGGCUUUGCUUUAGGUCCAUCAGUAGGCGGGGCGAUCGCGAAGAGUAUUGGCUUCCCCUGGCUCAUGACCAUCAUUGGUGUGGUGGACAUCCUGUUCGCUCCACUUUGUUAUUUCCUGCGAAAUCCUCCCGCCAACGAGGAAAAGAUGGCCAUUUUGAUGGACUCCAACUGCUCAAUGAGGACGCGUUCCUAUUCCACCCAGGGCUCCAGCUACCAAAUGGGCGACGAUCUGGACCCAGAGAGCCCUGAAUAAGUCGCGUCACUACCCUCGAACAUGUACAGUAUGUCACCUAUUUUGUUGUAUGAAAGAGGUAAACAACAGACUUUGAAGAAAACCAUGAUGCCAAUAUGUAAGAAUAUCAGAUAUCUGUCCCAUGCUUGUCCUGUGGCUGUGAUGGUCAUGUUCUACUGAAGCAAACCAAAGCUGUUCUCAUUGAUGUUUGUUCUCAGUGUGAGAGAAGUUAAUCUAACCAACAGCCUUAUUAAUAUAGAAAGCACCUGCAUGUGAUUCCCGAGCAGGAUUUGAGAGAAAAACAAAGGGGGCAAACAAUAAAUGUACACUUUUAUUUUGUGUAACAAAAUUAAACUAUUAACAAAGAUCAUUUUAUUAAUUUAUAUACAAUGGUAGAAUCCAAUGUUUCACACGAUAUGACUUUGUGGACAGAUAUGUGUUGGAUAUUUAUUGUUUGUCUGUGAUGAUUGGGAAAAAUGUGGUCUUGAUGUAUCUAUCGGUCCUGUUGAAGUCUGUUUUCAUAGGAGUAAAUGUCAGGUGCAUUGAGAUAAAAACAUUACAACUCACCUUGAAAUGGGCCUUAAAAUGUUAUCAUUUGUAACAUCAAAUUUGAGGAUUUUUUUUAUAAUGUAUUGAUUGCUUCAAAUCCGCUCAAUUAUUUGACUGCAUUGAUGCUUUGGUUUCAAUUCAGGCUUUGUGAGAGCAGGCGUCAGAUGUUUUAUCUUUGAGUGCAGCACCUUAUCAUGCUCUAAAAAUGCAUCAUGGUUUCUUUUUUUCUGAAAGGCAUUAGAUAAUCAAGCAGAAUGUCAACACGUCUUACUGUCUUUGGAAACGUCAUAUUUGUGUGACUUGCGUGAUGUUGACAAAAAAUCAUUGUAAUGUACUUUCAACAAUGAGCCACGCCUAAUAUUGGUUACACAUGGUGACAAACUGUUUCAGUUUAAAGGAAAAUAAAUUAUUGCUGUAAAGCAUCCAGAUACUUUAGAUUAUAUUUUCAGUUUGAAGUGUAUAAAGUAUAUAUAUACAGUAUAUAUAUCUAUAUUUUAGUAGGUCAUGAAUCUGUUCAUUUGUAAGAAUAUUUCAAUAUGUCUAAUUUUACUAAUUGUUUGCUAUUUUUGCUUUAAGUCAAUAUUUUUAUUCAUCAUAAUUUACUUAAAAAUCCAAUUAAGGAUUUGGGCAGAUCAAUUAUAUGGUGUCAAUAGUCCUUUUAAUACUAAAUGCAUUCAAUGCCUUAAAAUCGAACCUUUUGUAAACAUCAUUAAAUGGCAAGUCUUAUCUAACUUUGUCCCCAAUUAUGGUAAAUAUAGCAAACAAAAUUUAAAUCUUGUAGUUUUUUGUUAAGUAUCAAGUGGGCAUAAAGUGCCAAACAGAUUGGCCUUAUAACUCCUCGCCGUUUAAUUUUUCCCGACUCAUACAGAUAAAAUAGAGAGGAAACAGAUCUUGAGCAUCGAUUAAUGUUUGUUUAUUUUCUGUGGAAAACUUGUUUAUUAUUGUCCACAGCAAAAAAAAGUUAUUUGAUACAGAGCUGCAAUACAUUUAUUGCAACAAUUUUGAUCAGAAGUGGCCUUUGAUAAAAAUCUUGUUAGUUCAACUUGAAGUAUCUGGACGACUGGAGCUUGUUUAUGUUAGAUACGAAGGAUGGAGCCCUGCUCUUAAUCCUAGAACUGCAAUUACGGACAGACCAAAUGCACAUGAGUCAGCAGAAAGAAUCGAACAGACCUGCAUUACAGCCUCAUUCUGCUUAAGAUCACAACCAAACCCUGUUUAUGGAGAUAUGAAACACCUAAACCUGUCAAGGUACAAAAUAAAUGUGUUACGGAUACUAACACCAAGUUUAAAAAAAUAGUUAUAAUGAUAAAGGUCUUGCUAAUGUUUGCCAAAUUAAUAAAUUGCACCAGUUUUCCUUUAACCCUGUAAUUAAAUUAUAACACUGUUCAUCAAGUAAUGAUUCAAUUAUUGGAGUGUUAUGUAUUUUUUUAUUUAUCAAAGCUUUGUGUGUUCCAAUGUCAAUGUGUGCCUUCAAACUGAUGUCUUUUGUUUGUGUUAAACUAGGUUAAUUGAUGGUUUUAUAUCCAGUGUUUCAUCUGGUGGUAAUGAGUGUGACUGCACCAGACAAUAAAUGUUUAAUCAGACGUAA
Molecule: messenger RNA, 3733 nt
Organism: Triplophysa dalaica
Lineage: Eukaryota; Metazoa; Chordata; Actinopteri; Cypriniformes; Nemacheilidae
Gene: slc18a2
Product: solute carrier family 18 member 2
Exons: 16
Coding region: 67-1617 (516 amino acids)
Biological process (GO): xenobiotic transport; transmembrane transport; aminergic neurotransmitter loading into synaptic vesicle
Cellular component (GO): terminal bouton; synaptic vesicle membrane
Molecular function (GO): xenobiotic transmembrane transporter activity; serotonin:sodium:chloride symporter activity
Source: RefSeq, a predicted model, not a curated record